UGUUGCAUCAAUAACCGUCAUCUGAUCGCCCGUCCACAUUCGUCCCGCAGGCUACUUCUUCAUAAUCUCUCUCCAGAGCGGCGAAAUCUUCUCGCGCCUCCGGAAAUUCACCCUCCUCCAUACCUUCACCAACAUACCAGUGCACGAAAGCCCGUUUCGAAUACAUCAAAUCGAAUUCACGGUUCAAACGUGACCACGCCUCAGCUACCGCCGUUGUAUUGCUCAACAUGCAGACAGCACGUUUCACCUUAACCAAAUCACCACCAGGAACAACCGUAGGCGGCUGAUAAUUGAUGCCCACCUUCGCGCGCGCGCUUUGUAAAAGGAGAGUGGCAUUUUUACGUUGUGAAAUGCUCUGCUAAUGACUGAAUAUUUGAUAACCAAUGUCUCAAUCAUCUAACUCCAUGAAAUGCCUUGCAAUUAUAUUUUCUCGACAUGUACAACCUUCACGCUUUGCAUUGAAUGUCUUAGAUUUGUUUAUUUCGUUUAAACAUAUCAACAUCAUGAAUCAAAGAAAUUCAUGGCUUUGCCAAGCUAUCCAAAACUGUUACCUUCUUGGUCAUGUAGAACCAUAUCUAUUGUUGAUUGGUGGGUCAACUGUACAUUUACAAACCAUAAAAUUAUCUUGGAAUAGAGGUCAAUUGAAAUCUCCUUUCGGUUUCUCAAUCAGUUCAGUCUCGGACGUCGGUACCUGGUUUUUAGAAUCUUCACAGUUUAAUGCUAUGCGUUUAGAGGAAGUUAUUUGCCAGUUAAUCUGGCAAAUUACUCAAUCAGAACCCAGCUGUUCAUUGGAACGUUUAAUUAAGUCACUUGAUAAUGUAUAUUAUGGUAGACGACUUCGGAAACCGGCUUUAGAAGAAAUACAUACUUCUCUGUCAGCACUAACUCAAGCUGGUGCAAUUUACUUCAGUGGUCGGGGCUAUAACCUUCUAACACCGGAGAAGUUGGCAGUUGCAAAAUGGCUUGAAAGCGUACCCGAAGUAUGCCCAGAUGCUGACAGUACCUUGGAUACUCCAAAUGUGAAAAAAGCGCCACUGGCAGAAACAGAAAUACUUGGAUCGAAUGCUGCAUCAUCUACCCAGCGUUCAAAUCUCAUUCGAGAUAAAUAUCAAUUUCAGGCAAAUAAUAGGCAUAAAUUGGAGAAUACUGAGAAACGUACAAGUUCCAGUGCCUUAAUACCAGUUGUUGAAAAUUUUGAACAGAAUAACUUCUCUAAGUCUUUUACCACUCAUUCGUUGAGUCCAUAUCAACAUCAAAAUAACUGUGUAAAUCAGUAUCAUCGGAUUGCAUCCGUUUCACCUCUAACUAAUUGUGUAAAAUCUAAUUCUAAUUCUCAGUUCUCCUUUACUCAUAAAACAGUUGGGAUCAACAGUGACACUACGCAGAGAUUUAUCAAUUCUGCAAGAGAUAUUUAUACCAGCAAGAGAAAUACAGUUGACGUAACUGGCUUUUCUCAGCCGCAAAGACAUGAACCUGAAUUAGAAUUUCUUCACACCAUUAAUCAAUCUGAAAAUUUGUCAACAAAGUUCUCAAAAUUUAUCAAAUCCCCUUUAUUUAAAAAGUCUCAGUCUCCCAGCAUUUUCAAAUGGCUUUUGGAUCGUUUUCAUCAAAUCCGCCUUUUUUCACGUCAUAAUCAUACUUCUGUCAGCAAUGACAAGGUUGUACAAUCUUAUGCAGAUAUGAAAUUUACAGGACCAACGAACCAGCAGCGCCCCUAUGACAACAACGUGCCUGUGAACCGCCAAACAUAUAACCAAGAAGUAUCUCCCAGCAACCUACGUAGAUGCUUUAGUCUGUCAGAUGGAGGAAAAACUAACAAACCUAACCAGACCGUAAAACACUGUGGUCAGGGUAUGGAAUCACAAAGCUUCACAGAAAUUGGGAAGGAAUGCGACACCAGGGGGUAUGUAAGGCAGUCAAGUUAUUCAAGCAAAGACUUACAUUGUAUCUCUCAAAGAGACUUAUGUGGAAGCCCUGACUAUUAUUCCGCUGUUAGUCCACUUUCAAGAAACUACUUUUCAAGUCAAAGUCAUCUAGGCAGUAAGUCAGUGCCACGUCUACUGACUUCGUCUCCUGCCUUGGUAAACAACUCGAAAGUUUCUUUACAAGCUAGUGUUACAACUUCUGUGAGAGACAAUGAUUUUGCAAAAGAAAGGCAGCAGCCACAUUAUGUAUUUGGUAACAUCGCACAGUCAUGCUUUUUAAUACCUUCAAACGGUCAGCAAAACGACAAUAUUCUUACAUCUGACUAUUCGCAUAAGACACCACCUAGUUCAUCGACGCUUUGGUGGUACACAGGAUCGAACAGACUAACGCCCUUUUCAAAGGUGCCCACAUCACUCUUUUUUAAUCCUACUGUUAGAGUAUCUUCUUAUUGAAUUUUUUUACAGACUGACUGAUUGGUAAUUGUAUAGCACCACUGAUUUGAAAGUUGUACAUAUAUAGCAGUCCUUUGCAUUUAACUAGACGUUAAUCUUAUCUAACAGCCUACUUGUCUUUCCGAGAUUGUAGUACUUUUUAGGAAGUAGUUGCAGUUUUUUCUUGUCAUGUGCAAAAUUUCUUAUCUGUGAAGUACUGGACUUUAUAGAAAAAGCUUUUCUUGCCAAUACUUUUCUUCUC
This is a messenger RNA of Trichobilharzia szidati, 2619 nucleotides long. NCBI's taxonomy places the organism in Eukaryota, Metazoa, Platyhelminthes, Trematoda, Strigeidida, Schistosomatidae. The record is from the annotation of a GenBank genome assembly.